CAACUGAGCACACAGGUUACUUUCACUGUGGAAACAUAUCGCUCAGUGCUCAGCUUAUGUGACACCCGACAAACUGUGAUUUCAACUCUGCAAGUGACUGUAGGGUAAAGAUCUAGUCAAAAUGAGCUCAGACAGAGGUGAGGAGGUCGUCAUUGAUACCAAUUGCACCACAGUCCACACCCUGGGUAAGCAAAAGGGUCAGCGCCUCCGCUACAUGCAGAAAGAUGGCCGGUUCCCCGUGGUUUUCCAGAAGGCCCCGGGAGACUGGAGCCCAUACCUGAUGGACAUCUUCACCACUCUUGUGGAGAUCCGCUGGAGGGUGAUGUUUCUCAUCUUCUCCCUCUCUUACAUCCUCUCUUGGAUCUUCUUUGGCCUCUGCUAUUGGCUCAUUGCUUAUGUACACGGUGAUGUCGAUGAUGUUGAUAAUGAACCAUGUGUGGACAACGUGCGUGGCUUCACUGGGGCUUUUUUGUACUCAAUGGAGACCCAGGCAACUAUCGGCUACGGCUUCAGGGGGAUGACUGAGAACUGUAUCGUGGCCAUUAUUGUUGUGACAAUUCAGGAUGUGUUCAGCUGCCUUCUUGACACCAUUGUUAUCGGUAUUGUUGUUGCUAAAUGGCAUCAGCUCGUAAGAGAGCUCAGGACAGUUGGCUUUAGCAGCUGUGCGGUGGUCAACCUGCGAGAUGGGGUUCUGUGUCUGUCAUGGCGACGGGACUUCAGAGGGAAUCAUAUUCUGGAUGGUGUCACCAGGGCUAUGAUAGUCCGAUAUGUGAAAAAGUCACAUGGGUCUGUUGUGAUGUCAUACCAGGAUCUGGACAUCCAGGACAGGGACAUUAUUCUCGCCACACCGGCUACCAUUAUUCACAAGCUGGAGCCUGGAGGUCCUCUCUACAGUCUGGGUCCUGACAGCCUGCUGGAGGCUCACUUUGAGAUGGUGGUGUCUUUCACGUACACCGGGGACUCUACAGGAAUGCUCCACCAGACGAGAACCUGCUACAAACCAGCAGACAUCCGCUGGGGUCAGUGCUUCCAGGACAUGCUGAAACUAGGGAAGAAACACUACAAAGUGGACUACGCUCGCUUCAAUGAGACCACAUGGGUGUCAGUGCCUCAGGUCAGUGCUGAGGAGUUUGACAGGGGGAGACGACCUACGGAGGGCAGGCAGCCCCACAGCCCUCUAUUCCCACCAGACAAGACAAAUGGACACAUUUGUCAGGUGGAUCGUGACAUCACUCCAGAGGUUAUGCAUCAAACUAGUUUGUAGCUUAAACUGCCAGAAGUAUUCUAUCAUAAAAGGUGAAUACUGUCUGUAAUAAUGUGAUAUACUUAACUCUUGUAAAUAUAUUUAUGUGUGCUUUUACAAAUGUUA
This is a messenger RNA of Notolabrus celidotus (New Zealand spotty), 1369 nucleotides long. Its product is annotated as inward rectifier potassium channel 16-like. The record is from RefSeq and is a predicted model, not a curated record. Gene Ontology annotation, biological process: potassium ion import across plasma membrane; regulation of monoatomic ion transmembrane transport. Gene Ontology annotation, molecular function: inward rectifier potassium channel activity. Gene Ontology annotation, cellular component: plasma membrane. NCBI's taxonomy places the organism in Eukaryota, Metazoa, Chordata, Actinopteri, Labriformes, Labridae.